AUGAAUAUUAGAGAGUUUACUUUUAUUAUAUUUCUAAUGUUCAAUUUCAGUUAUGCUAAAAAUCAUGUUGCUGUUAGUAUCAGUAAUUUGCCUGAGGACAUUGUUUAUAAUAAAACUUAUUUUGAUAUUAUUGAUUAUACUUUUAAAAAACUUGGUGUUUCUGUUACAUUACAUGCUUAUCACCCAGACCCAAAUAAUAUUUCUACAGUUCAUACCAUUCAUGACCAGAUGAUGAAGGAUGGAACAAAUUAUGCAAUCAUUGGAGAUACUAUUACUUCCACAACAAGUGAAUUAAUUAUAUGUCAAGAUUCUUAUGUAUUCAAGCAAAAAGGUCAAGAAAUACCAAUCAUCAGUAAUUCAGCAACUUCAGAUACUCUUUCUAAUAAAGAUGAUUAUCCUAAUUUUAUGAGAACAAUUCCAGUUGACUCAGCAUCAUAUCAAUCAAUUAUUGAAUUUAUUCAUUCCUUUAAAAAGAAAAAAGUUGCAAUGAUUUAUACAAAUGACCCAAGUGGAAAUUCAGGAUAUUUUAGAGUAAAUAAAUUAUGUAAUCAAAAGAAUAUUGCACUUCUUGGUAUUCAAUAUGGUGAAAAUAUGCCAGACAUGGGAAAUUUAGAUGGUAUUGAUACAAUUAUUAGCAAUAUGUAUAUGGAAGAAUUAUUUGAUACAUGGAAACGUUUUCCAGAAGUACUAGAAACAAAAAUGUGGGUAUUACCAGAUGCUGCAAUGGUUAUUAGUGAAGCAGAUUUUGAGUUAAAUGGAUUUAAAGAAGUAUUAAAUAACAAAACAAAUGUUGUUAUUGCAAGUCUCUUUUCUGAAAGUAAUGAUAUCUCUAAAGAAUUUAAGGCAAUUAAAAAAGACAAAAAGUCAUUUAAUUCUUUAAAUGAAAGUAGAAUCAAAUUAACAUUAAUUAGAGAAUCAAAAUUUGGAAGUCCUUUACCACCUCUUGGAAAAGGAUAUUAUGACGUCGUUGUUUCACUUGUUGAAGGUUGGAAAAAGUGUGGAAAUACUUAUAAUUUUACUAAAUUUAUUAGUUCAAAAUUCACAGGUGCAACAGGUAAAGUCUUAUUCGAUUCAAAUGGAGAUAGAAUUGGAGUGAUGGGAAUAAGUCGGUUAUUACUUGGUAAUAAUGGGUAUCCUGUUAUUGCACAAUUUGAGGAUAAUACCAUUCGAUUUGUCUCAAAUUGGCAGUCUUUCAUGAUAGGUUAUACUGAGUCUGAUAUUCAAAAUUCUUCAACAAGACUAUUAAUGCUUUUUAUUACAUUUUAUCUUUUUAUAUUGUGA
Messenger RNA from Entamoeba histolytica HM-1:IMSS, 1281 nucleotides. RefSeq lists its product as uncharacterized. Gene Ontology annotation, cellular component: G protein-coupled receptor heterodimeric complex; membrane. Bases 1 to 1281 code for a protein of 426 amino acids. Gene Ontology annotation, biological process: G protein-coupled receptor signaling pathway. NCBI's taxonomy places the organism in Eukaryota, Evosea, Mastigamoebida, Endamoebidae. The record is from RefSeq and is a predicted model, not a curated record. The transcript is spliced from 2 exons. Gene Ontology annotation, molecular function: G protein-coupled GABA receptor activity.